Molecule: messenger RNA, 1252 nt
Organism: Tarenaya hassleriana
Lineage: Eukaryota; Viridiplantae; Streptophyta; Magnoliopsida; Brassicales; Cleomaceae
Product: eukaryotic peptide chain release factor subunit 1-1-like
Exons: 2
Biological process (GO): cytoplasmic translational termination
Cellular component (GO): translation release factor complex; cytosol
Molecular function (GO): sequence-specific mRNA binding; translation release factor activity, codon specific
Source: RefSeq, a predicted model, not a curated record
CUCUACCUGUGUGACAACAAGUUCCACACUGAAGCUCUGAAUGAACUCCUGGAAUCUGAUGAGAAGUUUGGAUUUAUUGUGAUGGAUGGGAAUGGAACCCUCUUUGGAACUCUCAGCGGUAAUACCCGAGAGGUGCUUCACAAGUUUUCUGUUGAUCUCCCGAAGAAACACGGGAGAGGAGGACAAUCAGCCCUUCGGUUUGCCCGUCUCCGUAUGGAGAAGCGCCACAAUUAUGUGAGGAAGACCGCUGAACUCGCCACACAGUAUUACAUUAAUCCUGCUACAAGCCAGCCUAAUGUGGCUGGACUGAUCCUUGCUGGUUCAGCUGACUUCAAGACUGAGCUGAGUCAGUCAGACAUGUUUGAUCCCCGUCUUCAGGCAAAGAUCCUUAACGUUGUUGAUGUCUCAUAUGGAGGAGAAAAUGGAUUUAAUCAAGCUAUCGAGCUCUCUUCAGAGAUCCUGGCUAACGUGAAGUUCAUCCAAGAGAAGCGUUUGAUUGGCAAGUACUUUGAGGAGAUAAGCCAGGACACUGGGAAAUAUGUCUUUGGUGUCGAUGACACACUGAAAGCUUUAGAGUCUGGCGCCGUGGAAACCCUAAUCGUUUGGGAGAAUGUGGAUAUCAACAGAUAUGUGUUGAAAAACAAUGCCACCGGUGAAACGAUGAUCAAGUUUCUGAACAAGGAACAGGAAGCCGAUAUGGAUAACUUCAAGUCGGGAAACGAGGACUUGAACGUUGAGGACAAGAUGCCUCUCCUAGAGUGGCUGGCUAACGAAUACCGACAAUAUGGAUGCAGUCUAGAGUUUGUCACGAAUAGAUCGCAAGAAGGGUCUCAAUUCUGCAGAGGCUUUGGAGGGAUUGGAGGAAUUCUCCGUUACCAGCUCGACUUGAGCAACUUUGACGAGGAGGACGACGGAGAAAUCUAUGGUGAUUCUGAAUAACAAUCAGUCAACUUUACCACCUCGUCGCUGGUUCAGGACGACGAGGCAAUCAGGCCUGAACCAGCGUACGAGGGCUCUCGGGCGGAGGAACUGUACUUAUCCAGUCGUUUUGCAUUAAGGGGGUGGAGAGUAAAAAAAGAGGCUGGAGAGGUGCGGAACACAAACAAGCUUUUAGAGGACGAAUGAGUUUGGUCUGAAAGGGAGAUUGGAUAAGAUGUUAUCUUUAUCUUCGACAUGAAACUUGGAAAAGAUGUCUUUUCGGUACUAUGUUUUUAGACUUAGUUUUUCUGUACUUCUGGUUUGUCUUUUAUUC